AUGACCAACAUCAGUCCGUCGGAGUUCAACGUAAUCUGGGCCAACGUCCGCAUCUACGUCACCAAGCACUGGAACGUCGGUUCAGGACGCAAGUCUGAGGUGUCUGCACGCGAUCUGCUGCUGACUACCGUCGGCGAAAAGUAUUCAAUGGCGUUGCUCACAACCAGUGGUCACCAAUUCGCUAACUUUCAGUUCGUUCGCUACGUAACCGACGUGACGUUUCAACAAACAAAUGUGCCAUCGGGCAGUUACGUCGAGAAGAAGACGUACUUCAGUGGCAAGCAUUCCCAGUACGGCCAUAAAGUCGAAGUGCCCGUCCUGCCCAAUGGCUUUGCAAUCAACUCGGACAAGAGGUAUCAAGGAAUCCAACGGGUCGUACGUGCUGUAUUGCCGAAGAAGAAACUAGCAGGUGGUAUCCUCACGCUUGAGGACGUCCGCUCGAACAUCACAUUGCAAGCGAUCACCUAUCGAUGGUCGCGUGACAACUACGACGUGUUGUUUCAAACGUGCAUGGCGCUGACAAACGUACAUAUUCGCUUGCAUCCGCUGCGUGCCGACGACGGGGAAGUGUAUUCUCAGUACAUCAAUCGCAUGUCCUCAAUCGGUUCAAAGAAGGACAAGGGCAAAAAGACGUCUGCUCGUACCUACAGGAUGAAACUCAAGGCGAGAUGA
Molecule: messenger RNA, 672 nt
Organism: Aphanomyces astaci
Lineage: Eukaryota; Oomycota; Saprolegniomycetes; Saprolegniales; Verrucalvaceae
Exons: 3
Coding region: 1-672 (223 amino acids)
Source: RefSeq, a predicted model, not a curated record